Molecule: messenger RNA, 2230 nt
Organism: Hypoxylon trugodes
Lineage: Eukaryota; Fungi; Ascomycota; Sordariomycetes; Xylariales; Hypoxylaceae
Product: prokaryotic type I DNA topoisomerase
Exons: 6
Coding region: 1-1986 (661 amino acids)
Biological process (GO): DNA topological change
Cellular component (GO): nucleus
Molecular function (GO): DNA binding; DNA topoisomerase type I (single strand cut, ATP-independent) activity
Source: RefSeq, a predicted model, not a curated record
AUGCGAGUUCUCUGUGUCGCUGAGAAGCCGUCUAUCGCGAAAGCUGUUGCUGGGCAUCUAUCAGGCAAUCAGGUUACAGUUCACAAUACGCCAGAAAAAUACAUCAAGAACUAUGUCUUUGAUUAUGACUUCGGAAGGCCUUGGGAUCACUGUCAAGUUACUAUGACCUCUGUACUUGGCCAUAUCACAUCCGCUGUCUUCCCUGCCGACUAUAAGAAUUGGGAAUUUCCUCCCCCAGAACGGCUGUUCGAUGCGCCCGUGAAUAUCAUCACUUCCGAGGACAAAACGAAGGUGGCAGAAAAUAUCGAAAAGCAAGCACGCUAUGCCAAUGCGUUAUGCAUUUGGACAGACUGUGAUCGAGAAGGAGAACACAUAGGCUAUGAGAUCUGUGAAGCCGCCAGGAAAGGCAACAGGACUCUAGAUAUUAAGAGGGCCAAAUUCAGCAAUAUCGAGAGAGCACAUAUCUUAAAUGCAUCCCGCAAUCUCAUCGAUCUUGAUUUGAGGCAAGUCAAUGCUGUUGCCUCUCGUAUUGAAUUAGACCUUAGGAUAGGGUAUGCGUUCACUCGUUUCUUGACUACGAAUCUUAGGACGCUGGGAGGACCUUUUCAAAAGCUCAUGCUAAGCUAUGGAUCCUGCCAAUUUCCAACUCUCGGGUUUGUGGUAGACCGAUACUUCAAAGUGAGAAAUUUCAAGCCAGAGCAGUUCUGGAGCAUCAAGGUCAUGCAUAAACGAGAAGGCAUUGAUGUCCACUUUAGUUGGUCUCGAAAUCGCCUCUUCGAUAGGGCAUCUGUGGUCAUCUUCUAUGAGAGGUGUCUGGCGGCCAAGAAAGCCAAGGUAGUUAAGGUUCAAGAGAAACCUACGAAGAAAUGGAAGCCCUUGCCGUUGACUACAGUCGAAUUGCAGAAGAUGGCUACGAUAUUUCUACACAUGACUGGUCAGCAGGCAAUGGAGGCCGCAGAAAGUCUCUACAACAAGGGAUUCAUCAGCUAUCCGAGAACAGAAACCGAUCGUUUCGAUCCCGGUAUGAAUUUGCGUACACUGGUUCAAAAGCAAACCCAGUCGAACUCCUGGGGCGAAUUUGCGCAGAACUUGACCGAUGGUGGAUUUCAACAGCCACGGCAAGGACGUAACGACGACAAAGCACAUCCUCCAAUUCACCCAAUCACAUAUGUGGAACCAACAGCUCUCAACGAUAGGGAAAAGAAGGUCUAUGAAUUCGUCGUUCGGCGAUUUCUAGCCUGCUGUGCAGAGGAUGCUAAAGGUGUGGCUACAGAUGUGGACAUCUUAUAUAGAGAGGAGUCCUUCCAUGCUCAUGGCGUUGUUGUCUUGGAACGAAACUAUUUAGAUGUUUACAUUUAUGACAAGUGGACCGGUACCGUCCAACUUCCCAAAUUCACCGUCGGGGAGCUCUUCGAACCCACCGAAGCUCUUAUGACAGAAGGCAAGACAGCGCCCCCCAAUUACCUGACUGAGGCAGAUUUAAUUGCUCUUAUGGAUGCCAAUGGCAUUGGGACAGAUGCUACUAUGGCAGAACACAUCCAGAAGAUCCAAGAGAGAGACUACGUUCGUACCGUACCACGAAAUUCAAGGUCAGCAGGCAACGACGACGAGGGAGAAGACGCCCCACCAGCACGAGGUGGGCGUGGAGGUCGUGGUGGGCACGGUGGUCGUGGCCGAGGAGGGCGCGGUGGAGGAUCUACAACCGGUGGGCGAGGAGGGGUGAUGGAGUUCAUCCCAACCCAACUGGGAGUAGCUUUAAUCGAAGGGUUCGACAGGAUGAAUUUUGAGACCAGUCUCGGGAAACCAUUUCUACGAAAGGAGAUGGAACUAAAAAUGAAAGCCAUCUGCGAGGGUCUUACGACUAAGGAGGACGUCCUGAACGAGAGUAUUCAGCAAUAUCGUCAAGUCUACUUGCAAUCGAAGCAGAAGUUGACAGUGCUCAAAGCGGCCUGUCGGCAGUAUGUCUUCCAACAGAAUGGCGGCUGAAAGUGAAGAUCGACUUAGUUUUGCCGAUUAGUAUGGCUAAGGUCUCAUUGGGUUGAUUCUACGAAAGUCGCUCAUGUUCUAAUACUAAGUAGCAACGCAUACGCAAACAACACAAACUUUUCUGCGGACCGAAUCCUAAUCCUUGGUGGAAGAUAACGGGUGGUUGAGGCAAAUACGCCGCACAGCCUUCCUUGAUCUUUACUCCGAGCAUCGGCGCUUUUCAUUACUCAGACUGAUGACGCUC